Lactuca sativa (garden lettuce) is the source of this 1027-nucleotide messenger RNA. NCBI's taxonomy places the organism in Eukaryota, Viridiplantae, Streptophyta, Magnoliopsida, Asterales, Asteraceae. The record is from RefSeq and is a predicted model, not a curated record.
CCUUUUAAGUGAUCCAUGGAAUCCAAUUCCUUGAGGAUUACACCACAACUUUUUGCCAAAGUGAUUGUGACAAAAACCAAUCUACCCCUCUACAAGAGGUUCUCCAACACUAAUUUAUCAAUUUCAAUUAGCGGUUUCAACAUCAAAAUGGGAUCGGGAUUAUCACAAGAAGCAGAUACUCAACAGAUUCCAAGAUCACCCACACCGGCACCACGGACUCAUGAAAACCAUCAAACCGCAAAAACCACAAGCACACGAUUGAACCGUUUACCUCAUGACUGUGAAGCCAUUUUGAAGGAUGCAGAUAUUGUUAUCGAUAAGUCUUCGAUUGAUCAGCUUUAUGCUGGUGUGUUUUUGAACCAAAAGAGAAUGCAGAAGUACUGGGUUGAUAAGGCAUCAAAUGGCAACUGCUUCUUGGUGUUUGCAAGGGACCUCUCCAUCGAUUGGCAAGACGACAAUCGUUAUUGGCAUUGGUUCUCCAUUAAAGAAACAAGUGAUCAAGAGUGUAUAGAUGUUGCGGAAUUGCUAAACGUUUGUUGGUUAGAUGUCGCCGGAAAAUUUGAGACGGCGAAAUUAACACCGGGAAUGAAAUACGAGGUCGUAUUCAUGUUGAUGCUGAAAGAUCCUGCUUACGGGUGGGAAGUUCCGAUCAACGUCAGACUCGUCCUGCCGGACGGAAGCAAACAAGAACACAAGGAAAACAUGGUGGAAAAGCCGAGAUCGCGGUGGUUUGAGAUUCCGGUAGGCGAGUUUACGGCGGAAGCAAAGAACGGAGGAUUUAUCGAGUUCUCGUUUUACGAACAUGAAGCUGGGCCUUGGAAGAGGGGUUUACUAGUCAAAGGUGCGGCCAUUAGACCCAAAAAAUGAGAUCGGAUCGGACUAUAUUUGUUACCAUUUAUUGAGUUGGGCUUUAUUGGUGAUCGAUCGGACUAUAUCUGUUAUCUAAUAAUGGUCUCUUUUAGGACUAUGGGUGUUAUACUUAUAAUUAUAAUUUCCACUUCUAUAUAAAAUUAUAGGAUUCCCAAUA